CUUCAAUAUGCCAAAUGCUCAAACCCUUCGGAUUUCCCUCUUCUCUCACUCUAUAAUUAAUCUUUAUACCCCACUUCACUCUCCCCCACCUUCAACGAACUCAAACUCAGAUUCUCUCUGAAGACCUGAGGGAGAUUUUGUCACCCUCCGGCGUAAUGGCCAAGACCCUGUCUUUACCGGAAGCUGCAGAAUUGAAAAUCCCAGUCUUCACGGUGCUGAAGAACGGUGCCAUUCUCAAGAACGUCUUCAUCGUCAACAAAUCCCCUGAACCAGAACCCCUAGCUUCUUCCGUUCUAUAUCAUGACCGCCACGAUCACAUCUUGAUCGUUGGGCGACAUCCUGAUUGCAACAUCAUGCUCACUCAUCCCAGCAUUAGCAGAUUUCACCUCCAGAUUCAGUCCAAUCCUUGUUCGCAGAAGCUCUUUGUGAUCGAUUUAUCUUCCGUGCACGGGACGUGGGUAUCGGGAAGGAAGAUUGAGCCUGGUAUGAGGGUGGAAAUGAAGGAGGGCGACACGUUAAGAAUUGGGGCUUCCAGUAGACUUUAUCGGCUGCAUUGGAUUCCCAUAAGCCGUGCCUAUGAUUUGGAAAAUCCCUUUGCAUCGGAAUUGGAUAUGACUGUGGAAGCAGAAAAAGGACAGGAGGAUGAUGCAUUGCCUGACGAAGAAGAAGAAGAAGAAGAAGAAGAAGAGAUGACGCAGGAUGAAAGCUUUUGUCAAGUAGAUAAUGAAGAAGUUCAAUCAGUGGAUUCAAUACUGGAGUCUAUCUAUUGUUUAUUCACUGAUGAGAAUUUAGAGUUCAUUGCUAAGAAAGAAAUUCCUUCACAAGACAGCCUUUCUUUUUACUGUCAUGAAGAGGAGAAUUGCCCAGCUGAUGACCACCCAGGAGCUAAAACUACUGUUGGCCUCUUUGGAACUGAAAUAUCAUAUGUGCCUACAAACUAUCACAGUCAAAGCAAAGUGUGUGACACAGAUUUGCAAGUUCUAUCGCCACCUCAUGUAAGUGGUAAUCUGAAUACCACCUCUCAGGGACCACAGAAAAUGCCUAAUUUUUCUGUGAACAGGGGAUCUUUAUUCCAUGUUGAAGAGGAAUUUCAGGGCUAUUCUGAAGCAGAGGUUCCCAAAGAGACCAACAUUUUAAGCACGUUGGGCGAUUAUUUGAGAGAAAGCAUCUGUUUGCCAGUUGUUGAAGCUGUCCAAGGGACCAAAAUGCAGCAAUUUCAAGAUGAUCAGCAAAUUGCUCCAUUAGGUACAUUUACUUCACAAUUACCACCUGUUGAGCAGAAGGUUCCCUUCGAAAAGCAUAGGUCCAACAAGCUAACAAAUCUAGAUCCUGCAUCUUUUGAUAUAGCAGGUUCACUUGUAGCGGCUGAAAUGCCUAGAGAAACUCGGUCUGUAUGUACACUGGGAGAUAAUGAUAGAGGGGCCUACAUUAUAACAAGUGGGGCAGAGAAUCUACUAACUGAUAGUACUUUCUUGACAGUUGAAGAAGCUACUCGAGAAACCAAAUUUCAACCAAUUGACGUUGCUUUGGAUUCAUUACCUGGUAGUGAAGAACAAAUUCAUUGUUGCCAAGACCGUAAGCCAAACCAGAAUUCUAUCGCUUGCCAUGAGCAAGGGCACUCAAUGGAUGGAAUAGUUCAAGCUAUUGGUGACAAUGGCAACAAUAACAUCUCUUUCAUUUCUCUUCCAGCCGAAUCCUCAAUUACAUCAUUGUCUGAGGAAUCUAACAUGGAGAUUUCAAACAAGAAAGAGAACCAGACCCAACAAUUUCUAGCUGCUACAGCAGGAUGCUCUGAGAAGAAAAUUCUUGAAAAAAGUGCAGAGUCUACUGAAAAUGAUUUCUUGUGUAAUAAUAAUAAUAACAUUUGGUCAAGGAGAGGUAAAGCUACAAGUGCCCCUCAGAUUCAGACCAGUAAGAGUCGAGUGAAGAGCAAAGCUAACGUUGAUAAUCAAGUUGAAGUGAGCUACCAAAAGGAUAUCAAAAAGAAAGCAAAAGCGAAGGAUGUUUUAUCAGUUUCAGAUGGGGAUGAAGAAGAAGAAAUCUUCACUCCAGAUAAGGAAAACUUCAGCCCAAAUGCUCUGAAACUGCGGUUCCAGAAGAAGGGAAAGCUGGAAGAAAUCAAACAUUUCAAGUCACGACAAAGGUCACACAAUUCCAAGGAUUACUUAAGCCCUGAGAUCUAUCUGGGUGAGAUCCCCGUUUCAGAAAAAGAGAACCUGAAUCUAGAAGUUGCCCAUGGACAGAAGUCAGAAAGAAAGCCAUUUGGAAGUUAUAUCAAGUUGGAGCAGAAUGUUAUAGAUAUGAGCAAUCAGGAGAAUAUCACAGAUAAAACGGUUCCAAAGAAUCUUUUAUCUGAUUUAGAUGAGGAAGAAGAAGAAUACCAUACUCUAGAUAAGGAAAAUUUUAGCCCAAAUACCCUUCAAUUGUUGUUACUGGAAAAUAAAAGUAAACUAGAAGAACCUACACAUUCCAAGUUACAAAAAGCACGCAGUUCAAAUGCUAAUUUUAUCUCCAAAAGCACUUCAGGCAAAGAGAACCAGACAUCAGUUGCCAGAGAACAGAAGUCAAAAAGAAGACCCUUUGGCAGUUGUAUCGAGUUGGGGGAAGAUCAAGGCGCUGUGGCACGGGAAAACAGAUUGGAAAGGUUACCCUUACAAUCACUUCUUACAAACUCCGGAGGCAAGAGCAGACCAGAGACAUCUCGUUCUGUUUCUGCUGCAAAAAACAUCAGUGCCAUUACCUGUGCACAUAUUUUGGAUGAGAGCAAUAACCCUUCUCAUGUCAGUGAGAGGAGCUGGAACAUGGUUGUUGACACUGCAUCUCUUCUGAACAAGGAGUCUAGGAAAGCUCUGAUGCUUUUGCAGGGUCUCAAGGGAACUCGUUUAAUCAUUCCAAGGAUAGUUAUAAAAGAACUGGACGGCAUUAAGCGACAGUUUAGUUUCUUUAGAAGAACUUCAGAGGCUUCUUUGGCAUUGGAAUGGAUUGAGGAAUGCAUGAUGAAGACAAAGUGGUGGAUUCAUGUCCAAAGCUCAAUAGACGAGGGAAUGCUGAUCGCUCCCACACCACCUGCUACUCCACGUACUCAAUUUAAUGAAGAGGGUUGGAAUUUUUACCUUUCAUCCCACAAGAGCUCAAUGGAAAUUGUUUCACCAACAACUGAGGAUCAUAUCCUUGACUAUGUUCUUACGCAUAGAAGAAAGCAAAACGAUGGACAGUUUGUGCUUCUUAGCGACGAUGUCACCUUGAAAAUCAAAUCCAUGGCAGAGGGGUUGCCAUGUGAGACGGUGCAGGAAUUUCGUGAUAGUCUAGUGAACCCAUUCUCUGAGAGGUUCCUGUGGGUCAAUAGCUCUCCUCGAGGACAGACUUGGUGUUGCCAGGAUGAUGUCGUUUUAAGGCAGAAAUAUUAUCGUUUCCCUUCGAGGAAAUCAUCGAAGGGAGAAGGUGCCAAGGGUCUGAAGCUUAUUCUGCUUCACAAUUCUCGUUACAGGCCAUUCAGUUCCGCCCGCUAAACAGCUCGGUUUAGCCUUACAUUUCAUUUUGCAUUUGAUCCAAAAUGCUGUGACUAAUUGCUGGUCAUAAAUAUAUAAUGCAUAAGCUUUAGGGGAAGCAAGGUUGAGUUUUGGUCUGUGUUUAAUUCUGCCUGAUUGUACAAGAACUUCGUUUAACCUACCUUGCAUUUGCAAUGCCUUUGCAUGAAAAA
Messenger RNA from Prosopis cineraria, 3700 nucleotides. RefSeq names its product FHA domain-containing protein PS1. Gene Ontology annotation, cellular component: nuclear membrane. Gene Ontology annotation, molecular function: protein binding. The record is from RefSeq and is a predicted model, not a curated record. Bases 156 to 3509 code for a protein of 1117 amino acids. The transcript has 6 exons. Lineage: Eukaryota; Viridiplantae; Streptophyta; Magnoliopsida; Fabales; Fabaceae.